AGGGGAUGAUUUUCUUAAAAAUGCAAUUAAGUAAUUUUCAAUUUCAUGUUUUGAAUAAUUAUGCAAAUUACAAUUAAAUAGCAUUAAAUAAUCACACAAAGAUUUAAGUGAGUGUGCAGUAACACUUUGUAAACACUGGAGGGCGCUACAUAGAUUUAACAAAGUCAACAUGUACAAGUUCCACAAUAUGGCCAAAAGUAUGUGGACAUGCAAACGUUACAGCUAUAUAGAGGGCUGUCCACUUACUAUUGUCCAUAAAGUUACCCUAAAUAAGAGGUUUAUAGGUUUGAGAGGUUUAUAGGCCUCACAGGUGUUUAACAUUAAGGCUGGCUCUGUUAUGUGUCCCAGUAAACCAUUAGAGUGUGAUAAGUCCGCAUGCACAAUACCAGGACCCUGAAACUGAAGCAGCUAAAUGGAGUUCAGCAAUUGUUAAUGUUGUUAUAGACACCUGUGAGAUUUGGGUUGCUGCUACUUAAAAUGCUGAAGUAAUGUUAGCUUGUAUUGUAACACGUAGUAAAUCAAAAUUAUGAGAUACAAAGUUCAAAUUAUGACAUCAGUUAAUAAUGUAUAAAUAAUAAUAUAAAAAAAAUGUUACCUAGUAUAACUCAUUUUGAGUACAAAUGUCAAAAAUCUGUCUUUCUAAAUCAAACUGAGAUACUAAGUCAUUAAUUUGUAUUUGUGUAUCUGAGUGUAGUUUAAAUUGUGACCGGUUAUAUCGUGGUUGAACAUACUAUUUAAUAAUUUUGAUUCAUACCAAGAAUAUUUGUAUUUUUAAAUUAUCCAAACUUUGCAUCCUUCAGCCGCCCCUGAAGUUGGAGUGCACCCGUAUUCUGACCUUUAUGUUAAUGUAUUGAAACGGCUCAGUUUGGUGAAUUUUCUUACACUUGUAUCUUGUACCUUUAUUAUUUAAAUGGGAACAAGGUAAUUGUGUUGAAACAGGAAAGGGCCAAUGGUUGCCAUAAAAUGGGACGCACACUGUAAAAUAUUGGUCCAUGUUGUGGCAUUACAAUUUCCUGUAAUUGGAAGUAGAAAAAAACAAUAUUAAUCAAAGAUCAUCGAUAGGCUGGUUUGUUACGACCAUCGUAAACAUCUUCACUUUCCUGGGAAGUGAUGAAAGGACAGCUUUGUAAGUGGGUGAUAAGUGAUGGCGUGGACCCCCUCCUCUGUUCAGCGACGGCUUCUCAACCCAGAUCUAAAUGGCUUCCAUGACACCUCUUUCAAACCAUCCAUCUUCUCUGUCUAAAAUGUGCACCUGGUGGUCCUCAAACGAGUGUCCUCUGUCCUUCAGAUGUAAAUAAACUGCAGAGUCUUGACCUGAGGUGUUAGCCCUUCUGUGCUGAACCAUGUGUUUGUGUAGUGAUUGUUUAGUUUCCCCAUUAUACAUGUCUUUGCAUUCCUUACUGCAUUGGACAGUAUAACACUAGAUUGCUUUUCUUGUGUUUGAGUGUGCGACCUUCCGUAUGGGCCAGUAUCUGUGUUAGCCUGUAAAUGUUGCUGAAAUCUAAAUGGGUUAUUUUUUGAUGCAGUGCACUCUAGUUCCUGUCCUCACCUUUGCUAAUGUUCUUUUUGGGGGGGGUUUGGGGGUCCUUGUAAGUCCACAAAAGAGGAAGUCAUGCUUAUCAUCCUGUUCUGCCCAAAUUUCUUUUAGAAAGAAAAUUGCCAUAGGCAUGCUCACUGUGGUGAAAAUGAACCUUUUCAGCGAAUAAGUUUAGGCCACCCUUCCAGUAAGAAUUAGCACAGUUGACUUGCUUAUUGGACUACAGACUAUUAAGUCACAUGAAAACCUGAACAAAUCGUGGGAAAUUCUCUGUAGCGCAUCAGAAGGAAAAACAUACAGCCCUCAGAAUGAACUCUUGCUGUGUUGUGAACAGGCUUGUGCAGUAGGCAGCACUGGAUUUUGGGGUCCUAAUUUAAAAUGUAGCUGUCUGUGACUGUUGAUUUGUAUAGAAUAUUUUAAUUCUAAAAUCUGAUCUCAACUCACCUUGGCUUAAUGCCUUUUGGUGUUAAAAGGAAUACUCAUCAGAUCUCAGGUCAGCACACAACAGGAAAUCGAUGAUGUUUGAAUUGUCUAUAUUUGUGUUUUUCACAUUUGGCAACCAGCACUUUUCUUCUGACUCGGCAGCAGGUUAAUGUCCAAAAGCUUAGGCCUUGCUGUGUCCAACAUUGCACUAAAUGUACCACAAACCAAAUAAAACCUCCAAUCAGUCAUUCACUCUCAAAAAAAUGAUUUGAACAUUUUCAGCAAAUAUUUUGGCCUGACGUUUCCGGUAAGGAACAACACAGUUGACGUACUUUUUGGACUACAGAGUGUGACGGAUUGCCGGUUUUUGAUGUAGGAGCAGGCAGUUAAAUGUAUAACAGAAGUUAUUUAUUGUAAAGUGAAGCGGGGAAUGGAGAUGGAGAAGGUGCUGGAGAAGGCAAAGCGUGGUGAGCAAUGGCAGUGAGAGACCGAAGCAGGCUGGAUGAAUGAAUGAAAGAGACAGGCGUAGUUGGCUGGUGUUGGUUUGGCAUACUAGGCAGGGAAGUGUGGUCCUGAAGCACAACGAGAGACAGAAUUAAACAGCGGUAUGGUUCUAAACUUUCUUUGCUCUGAAAGGCGUCAAGAACAUGGUUUUAAUCAGAUUAAACAAGAUUCUUAAUCACCAGGGUUAAAACAAAGCAUUAUUGCUCUAAAGAGAGAGUUCUUGUGAUUCUUCUGGCAGUAGUGCUGGGCUGAUGAAAGCCAAGUGUGUGUAAUCGACAGGUAACCAGGAGCCAGUGAAUCAUUACCAUUCACAUACCAAACACAGGGAAAACAGUGUCUAAUAAAGUCACAUGAAAACCUGAACAAAUUGUGUGAAAUUCCCUCAAAUGCAUUUGAGGGAAGAAAACAGCCCUCACAUUAAAGUGUUGUCAGCAGGCAUUUAUUGAGCAGUAGACAGCACUAGCAGACAGUCCUCAGACCCGGUGGUUCACAGACCAACAUGAACACGAUUUUCUUCAUCGGCCAAAUCAUCGGCAUCGUCCCCAUCUCUGCCGUCCUGCUCUUCCUCCUUGCCAAGCUGGUUUGCCACCGAAGCCAUGUGCAGGACUGGUACGGCUAUGCUGUGCUGAUAACAGGCUGCGACAGUGGCUUUGGACACCAGCUGGCUCAAUGUUUGGACCGCAAAGGGUUUGUGGUCUUUGCUGGGUGUUUGUUUCCAGAAGGAGACGGUGCUCAGCGCCUGGCCAGACAGAGCUCCAGUAAUCUGAAAAUCCUCAAACUGGACGUCACCAGUGAUGAAGACGUGCAGCAGGCGAAGAAGACGGUUCAGGAGAAUCUGCCAGUGAAAGGCCUGUGGGCAGUUGUGAACAACGCUGGCAUAUCCGACUGGGCCGAGAUCGAAUGGAGCACUUUUGCAGAUUUCCGCAACAUGAUCGACAUCAACCUGUUUGGCUGCAUCAGGACCUCUAUUGCAUUUCUACCUUUGCUUCGUGCCACUAAAGGCCGGAUGGUUUACAUGUCGAGCAUCUUUGCCUUCUUCAACUGCCUGAACAUGGGAGCAUACAGUGUGUCAAAGAGAGGACUGGAGGCGUUUGCAGAUUGCCUAAGGGUUGAAAUGGCCAGUUUUGGUGUGAAGGUCAGCAUCAUCCAGCCGGGUAAUUUCGGCCAAGCCACCAACAUCCUGAAGAUGAAAACUGGUUUGGAUGUUUGGGAGAAAUUAGACGACAAACAAAAGCAAAUCUUCAACAGACAGUACAUUGAGCUGGCCAACGAGUACUUCAUGUCAACAUGCAGGUCGGGAUUCAAGAGCAGCGACAUGGUCAUCAACGCAAUUCUGCAUGCAGUCAUGUCCGCUAAGCCUAAAUACAGAUACCUGCUGGUCUCGGCGAAGGAUAUGUUUUUCUUCAAGCUCUUCCCUUUUCUCCCCACCGUCUUCACAGAUGCUGUGUUUGCCCUCAGCUCCAUGUAUGCUAAAAGAAAAGACAUGCUUUACGCUCAGUAAGAAAUAAGUAUCGUAGUGGAAGAAACAGGCUUAGGAAAACGCAUUUAAUGUUUAGUUUCUUUUCUGUCCGUUUAUAUAUCCUGUUCUAAAACGCUUGUGAAUUCAGGUCUAGAUCUGUGUUUUAGGUACAAAUAAUACAUGGUGAUUAUAAUAAUAAUAUAUUUUUAACAUAAUGAUUUCAUGAGUCUUGUUCAUUCUGCAUUGUCUUUGUUGGAAUAAAAGUUAUAAUGAAUUA
Messenger RNA from Micropterus salmoides (largemouth bass), 4200 nucleotides. RefSeq lists its product as uncharacterized. Gene Ontology annotation, molecular function: oxidoreductase activity. Bases 2964 to 3965 code for a protein of 333 amino acids. NCBI's taxonomy places the organism in Eukaryota, Metazoa, Chordata, Actinopteri, Centrarchiformes, Centrarchidae. The transcript has 4 exons. The record is from RefSeq and is a predicted model, not a curated record.